AUGCAUCCACGAGCUGUCGCUCACAUGCGAGAGCUCAGAAAGCUCUCGGCCUCCCAUCGAGAGAUUGCGCUUGCCGCAUGCAAACCCGGUUGCUCCGAUUUCGACUAUCGCCGCUUUGAAGGCAUCUGGUCAGGGGCAGACGGUACACUGCGUGGCCGUUUGUUUGCCGUUUUCUUCGCCAUACUGGAUCCAUCUCGAAUCCCGCCAGCCGCUGAACUAGAGACUCUAUCUCGAGUUACAAAGACCCAGAUUCGGCAUCUGCUCUGGAUUCUGGGGCAUCUUUUCGUGCGCACCGGUGAACUCCCUGACGGGGUCUUUGAGCUAUGCGGCUUUGUUGUCGCCUGGGUGGACUUUUUGUACGUCUUCCACGACUCUCUGCAGCUAACCGAAGAGCUUGUCGACAUACUGCCUUCCAAGACGGUGUUGCUAGCAUCCCUGGGACACUUCACGGCCGAUCUGGAACAUAAAUGGCAAGCCAAAUGCAACGACGAUGUGGGGGGUAUCCCGACGGACGCCGAAGGGCCAUCUCACAAGAUGCAGCAGACGCCUGGGUAUUUUCGGCUCUUCAUACCAACGUGGGAGUUUGUCAUCGGCCAACGCGGACAGUGGGAGGGGGUGGACAUAAAGCUGUUCAAUGACUUCGUCUUCAUGUUCCCCCUGAUGCUUAACCACCGUCAGCUCGACGAGAUCUUGGAUGUGUGUAGGAAUGGAGUCUCCACGUUGGUUGGAUUGAUCCAGACCCAUCUGGCGUUGGUUGGCUCUCUCCAAUCCCGAUCCACUAUGCAUUUCAUUUACUGCUCCAGACCGCUCAAGCUGGCGCUCCUCGUCAGCGAGGUACUCAGGAGUGCAAGCCCCACUGGGCUCAUGGUCCUUGCGGAAUGCCUGGCAUCUCAUCGUGCUUUCAAGGAGGUGCUGAACCUACUGAAAGGCACUCUCGACCCUCUGCCCGAUGUCUCUCGGUCCGACCAUCCGGGACACGAGUUCUGGCGCUCCACGCUUCGAUACUCUCUCGAUCUCAUUCUCAUAACGGUUUCAACGAGUCCCCAUGCGCUCCGCAAGGCACUGAAGGCCAACGUUAUUCCCCAAAUUUUUCAUUCGGCGCAGUUCCUGCCAGACGAACACCUUCUGCUGUGCCUUACGGAGUUCAUCAAAACGCAACUGCCGGCCGGCGUCUGCUUCCCAUCGAUUUUGCCGCUCAUUACCCAGUCCAUCAAGGUCAUCGUUGCCUCGCCGCUGGACAACACUCCCGACGCAAGACUGAAUGAAGUCUGGGACAAUUUCAAGCGGAGCGCGGCUUACCAAGAACAGAUGCUCAGUGCCCUAAAGCACAAGCCUCCCUUCCUUCGACUGGCUGCCUGUGAUAAUCCACCGUGCGGCCGCAUCGACAAUCGCACGAUCUUCCGCCGGUGCUCUUCCUGUCGCGUCCGAAUUUACUGCUCUCGUGCCUGCCAGAAAAGCGACUGGCGCGAGGGUCACCACCGCAUUACCUGCGCUGCGACCCAGGCCGAAUUCACGCGAAUACGCGCUACGUUCUCGAAGCGACAGCUCUGCUUCUUCCGCCUUAUGGUGCACAGAUUCUACGUUGACAAUUCUGUGGUCCUGCACUGCCAAAGUGCUAUUGAGCGUUUGUCCGCUAGCCAGCAGCAGGCCGCCGCCGGUGCCGACCCGCGCCCCGUAAUCACCACAACAGUCAGCGUCGUGUGGGGCAAGCUAGAGCUCGAUGACAUGGUGAUCAGCUCCGCGCUGACUCCUGCCAAUCACGCCGCACUCCGAGCUGCCGUUCCCAACGCUGAUGACUGGAUCGACCGCGCGCGGCGGAGCAACGGCCGUCUGGUCCUUUAUAUCCUCAAUAUCCCGAUCGGGCUGGACGAGCACAGCUUAGUCUUUCCGCUCCACAUGAACAUGUCGUUCUUGGAGGAUACGGCGCUGCGCCUGGCUCGCGCGACAGAGGGGCCGGAGCGCAAAACGGACAACAUCCUGGCGCUACCUCAGCAGUUCGUGGCCUGCCAACUGCCCCCGAAACUGUCCGUGACUCAGUAG
Molecule: messenger RNA, 2040 nt
Organism: Mycena indigotica
Lineage: Eukaryota; Fungi; Basidiomycota; Agaricomycetes; Agaricales; Mycenaceae
Product: MYND-type domain-containing protein
Exons: 4
Coding region: 1-2040 (679 amino acids)
Source: RefSeq, a predicted model, not a curated record